AUGGCAGUACGCAAACCACUUAAACAAUUUACUACUCCUUUGGGAUCAGGCGCAGGCGUGCCCAAGGAUAAAAGGCCACCCAAAGUACACGACUCAGAAUCGAGAUUGGCAAAACCUUUCCAAGUGCCCUUCAAGACGCGACUGGAGACUGUAUCCGGUAUUGUAUCGCGUCGACCCGUGCGUUCAUCAAGAAAAUUCACCAACUAUGCCAUUGAAGACCUUGGAAAUGGUGCUGCAGACGAUGAUGAGAACGUCGACGGAGAUGGUGAAGUUGUCAGAUGCAAGAAAUUUGGCGCGUUGCUUCCGCGAUCAAUCAAUAGUGACGAUAGACGCAUGUACAUUGAAACCAAGUUUAAGAGAUCUUUUACCGUUCCUUUUAGUAAAGGUAAUACCAAGAAGGAUGAAAUGAUACGUGGACCUCCACCUCCGUUGGGUACCAAAGUGCGGCCCAUCAUUCCACCGCGUGCGCUUCAUGAUCCAAUGAGUGAAUUUGCUAUUGUAUUGUAUGACCCAACCGUUGAUGUCAUACCGAAGACUGCUGAGGAGGAAAAGAAGAUAGAAGAGGUGGACCUGCCUGACACGUCAAUGAACCUGGAAACAGAUGAACGGCCGGCAAAGAGAAGAAAGACGCACCGUUCCUUGGCGGAAAUAUUGGGUAUCGUGACUAAUCCUGAAACCAAGUUAGCUCAGUAUCCGGAUGUUCCUGUAGUGAUUGAUCCCAAAUUGGCCAAGAUUUUACGUCCGCAUCAAAUUGCCGGUGUCAAAUUUCUUUAUCGAUGCACAGCCGGGCUCAUGGAUCCAAAAGCUAAAGGAUGUAUCAUGGCCGAUGAGAUGGGGUUGGGGAAGACGUUGCAGUGUCUUGCUUUGAUGUGGACGUUGCUUAGACAGUCACCAAGGGGUAAGAGGACUAUUGAGAAAUGUAUCAUUGUCUGUCCAUCAUCGUUGGUUCGUAACUGGGCUAAUGAAAUUGUUAAAUGGUUGGGUGAAGGUGCAUUGACACCGUUAGCAGUUGACGGGAAAAGCACCAAGUCGAAUGAAUUGGGCACAGCUUUGCAACAGUGGUCAACUGCACAAGGAAGAAAUAUCGUACGUCCUGUUUUGAUCAUAUCGUAUGAAACUUUGAGAAGAAAUGUUGACAAGUUAGCAGGUACUGAAGUUGGGUUAAUGUUGGCUGAUGAAGGGCAUAGGUUGAAAAAUGGAGAAUCAUUGACCUUCACAGCAUUGAACUCGUUAAGAUGCGAGCGAAGAGUGAUUUUAUCCGGUACACCAAUUCAGAAUGAUUUAUCAGAAUACUUUUCGUUGCUAAAUUUUGCCAAUCCUGGUUAUCUUGGUACUCGAAACGAUUUUAGAAAGAAUUUUGAAAACGCCAUUUUACGUGGUAGAGAUGCUGAUGCUACUGAUAAAGAACGAGAAAAGGGAGAUGCAAAAUUGUUGGAACUAUCUCAAUUAGUGUCCAAGUUUAUCAUUAGACGUACUAAUGAUAUCUUGUCCAAAUACUUGCCGGUUAAGUACGAAUACGUUUUAUUCACGGGGUUGUCACCAAUGCAAAAGAGUUUAUAUCAUCAUUUCAUCACCUCGCCUGAGAUUAAAAAGUUGUUGAAGGGAAUUGGAUCGCAACCAUUGAAGGCUAUUGGUAUGUUGAAGAAGCUAUGCAACCAUCCCAAUUUACUAGAUCUACCUGAUGAUUUAGAAGGAUGUGAACAUUUAAUUCCCGACGAGUAUGAACCAUCAAUAAACGCAACUGGACGUAAUAGAGAGAUUCAAACUUGGUUUAGUGGCAAAUUUAUGAUUUUGGAACGAUUUUUGAACAAGAUCCAUCAUGAGACUGAUGAUAAGAUUGUUUUGAUUUCCAACUACACCCAAACGCUUGACUUGAUUGAAAAAAUGUGUCGCAAUAGGAAAUAUGGUGCUUUGAGAUUAGACGGUACAAUGAAUAUCAACAAAAGACAGAAAUUGGUUGACAAAUUCAAUGAUCCAAAGGGUUCAGAAUUUAUCUUUUUAUUGUCGUCGAAAGCAGGCGGGUGUGGUAUCAAUUUAAUUGGUGCUAAUCGAUUAAUACUUAUUGACCCCGAUUGGAAUCCAGCGCUGGACCAACAAGCAUUGGCUAGAGUUUGGCGAGAUGGGCAAAAGAAAGACUGCUUUAUAUAUAGAUUCAUUUCGACAGGAACAAUCGAGGAGAAGAUAUUUCAACGACAAUCAAUGAAGAUGUCGUUGAGUAGUUGUGUUGUUGACGAAAAAGAGGACGUUGAGAGAUUAUUUAGUGCUGAUAACUUGAAGCAACUAUUCCAGUAUCAGCCAGAUACCGAAUGUGAUACCCAUGAUACUUAUAAUUGCAAGCGAUGCAACAAGGAAAAAGGACAAUUUGUUAAAGCUAGGGCAAUGUUGUACGGUGAUGCUACAACAUGGAACCAUUUGAACCAUAAAAAGUUGGCGGACAAUGAGGAUGUUUUGGUUGCUAAUGAAGCUCAGUUCAAUGAUGUUUCAUUUGCAUUGCAGUAUAUAUCGCAUGUAUAG
This is a messenger RNA of Lodderomyces margitis, 2514 nucleotides long. RefSeq names its product DNA-dependent ATPase (gene RAD54). Gene Ontology annotation, cellular component: nucleus. Gene Ontology annotation, biological process: double-strand break repair via synthesis-dependent strand annealing; reciprocal meiotic recombination. The coding region runs from base 1 to 2514 and encodes 837 amino acids. NCBI's taxonomy places the organism in Eukaryota, Fungi, Ascomycota, Pichiomycetes, Serinales, Debaryomycetaceae. The record is from RefSeq and is a predicted model, not a curated record. Gene Ontology annotation, molecular function: ATP binding; hydrolase activity, acting on acid anhydrides; ATP-dependent chromatin remodeler activity. The transcript has a single exon.